AUGUAUGAUGGCGACGAUGUCUAUCCACCAACCACCGACCACAAUAGCCCGACAAGUAGCUGCAAUUUGGCUGGAACGAGUCGCGCCAUCGCCACCCUCCGUCAACAGGGCCAAUCCGAAUUGAUGUGCUCGAUUUUGGAUGAUUUGUUGUGUGGCCAAAUGAUGCUAGAAAGUCGCCUUGAUGUGCUUCGUCGAGAGGACGAUGGUGGUCGUGCUCAGGUGCUGCCACCAACAAAAUUGAUCGCCUGCUGCGUGUCGCCCUCGAAUCGACCGACAAAACAUUUCAAUCUCAACUUGCGCUUCAUCCCAAUUGCUUCUGCCGCCCUGUCGUCCGGAUUCGGGUUCCCCAGCCCGCAGGCUGACAUUCGGGUAGCUGUGGAAGGGAUGGCGAACACGUUGAUCGAAACCAAUCGAAAGAAGCUGCAGCGACGUCGAAGUCCAUUCACGGAGGAAGAGCUGCUUUCCUACGGCUUCACCCUCGAACAAUUGCCCCGUAUCGUCCCCACCUCAUUUUCCAUCCAAGGGCCCCCACAA
Molecule: messenger RNA, 534 nt
Organism: Mesorhabditis spiculigera
Lineage: Eukaryota; Metazoa; Nematoda; Chromadorea; Rhabditida; Rhabditidae
Source: the annotation of a GenBank genome assembly